UCCUGAUCACAUGACGUACUUACUGAUAGCCUACAAGUAUCCUGAAAAAUAGUCGGGGCAUUUUGGUUACAUUUCGUUUCCAAAUGAAAUGUUCUUAUUAUGUAAAUCGUUGAUCAUAGGCUCGUUAAAUAAUAGCCUGCACUCCUUCCGUAUUACCAUGUUUCUGUAAGUUGCUGUACCAUGUGCCUCGGUUUCCCAUGGUGUCUUGUUCAUGAGUGAAGCAUGCCGGGAAAAUAUAACAAAGUCGUGUGUGAAGGGUCUGCGGUAAGUCCCACACGAACAUCUCCUUUUACAAGCAUGUCUGCUGAAGCCGAUGGCACCGUCGACUUUUUAAAGAAGGCCUCCAUUUAUUACAAAGACAUCUGUCCGGAGCAGUCCCGCUUUCUGAUGCUACGACAGCAACGUAUGAAAGGCGGGAAGGAGCCGGACGGAACGCUCUGCCCGUUCUGUUUCCAGUGGCGACACGCCGUGGAGCAGCGAGUCCGGAUCAGGCCGAAGCGCAGGGCCUCCGGCCGCGUCCAGAAGCUUCUGCGGCGGGAGGCGGCCCGGAAGCGCCUCAGCCCGGAGCAGCUGAAGGCCCUGAGAAGGUUCCGGAACUCCUGCAGCUCUCGGAUGGCCACUUGCCACACCUGCAACAGGACUUCAAAGAGCCGCGGCGUGAGCAGGGACACUGUGGCGGCCCUCUCCAAGGCCCACAACACCCCCAGGAAUUCUGGGAAACCGAAAACAGCCGGUCGGACCCCCCACUCUGGGGGUGGAAAAGUUCUCCUGAAAUCCACAGAGAAGACACCCUAUGGAACACCCAGGUCCGCUUCCUCGGAGUCGGCCGGCACCCCUCCCUCAACGCUGGGCAGCGCCAAGAAGUCGGCCUUCUCGCGGCUCAGGAAGAUCCUGACCUUGUCGGAGACCCCGACGAAGGAGAAGGGAGGCCUGAAGGCCUUCCUCUCUUCCCUCUGAGCCGCGCCCGC
Anguilla anguilla (European eel) is the source of this 968-nucleotide messenger RNA. RefSeq names its product chromosome 8 C18orf21 homolog (gene rmp24). The coding region runs from base 223 to 957 and encodes 244 amino acids. The transcript is spliced from 6 exons. The record is from RefSeq and is a predicted model, not a curated record. NCBI's taxonomy places the organism in Eukaryota, Metazoa, Chordata, Actinopteri, Anguilliformes, Anguillidae.